GGGGCCGCCGAGCCGGUGGGAACUGAUAUUAAGCUUUUAUCGAUUUGAUUGUUUAGACACUCUCCUUCUGUUUGGCUCUUGCACAACGUUUAUCCCCAACGAGAAUCUCAAUAUUCUUCCCGAAGUCCACUGACUCAACUCUGCGCAAUUAUGAAUGAAACCGGGUCGUCGCAUAAAGCCUCGAUGAAGCUCAAACACACCAUCAAUCCCAUCCUUUUGUAUUUUAUAAACUUUGUCGUAUUCAUCUACACUAUUUUAACGUACGUUCCAUUUUACUUCCUCUGUGGGACGAGACAGGUCAUAGCAAGAUCAAACCAAAUUAAAGCAAAGCCCGUGAAUGACGAUCCGGAGAGUCCUUACAGGUCGGUUAAUAGCCUGCGCUGUCUGGCGUCGGUUUUAUACCCUGGAUGCGACACCUUAGAUAAAGUUUUUAAGUACGCAAAGACAAAAUUUAAAAACAAAAGGCUCUUGGGAACACGCGACGUACUAAACGAGGAAGACGAGAUCCAACCGAACGGCAAAGUGUUUAAGAAGGUUAUCCUUGGAAACUACAACUGGCUCUCGUACGAAGAGGUUUACGUCAGAGCCCUUAACUUUGGAAACGGCCUCCUUGUGUUGGGACAGAAACCGAAGACGAACAUCGCCGUCUUCUGCGAGACUAGAGCCGAAUGGAUGAUUGCCGCGCAAGCUUGUUUCAUGUACAAUUUCCAACUCGUUACACUGUAUGCUACCUUGGGAGGCCCAGCGAUUGUGCAUGGAUUAAAUGAAACCGAAGUGACCAACAUCAUUACCAGUAAAGAACUUCUUCAGACAAAAUUGAAGGAGAUCGUUACCCAGAUUCCGCGUCUGCGGCACAUUAUAACCGUAGACAGCAAGCCACCGACGUGGUCCGAGUUCCCCAAGGGGGUCAUCGUUCACACGAUGGCAGCGGUUCAGGCGUUGGGAGCCAAAGGAGACGUUGGAGAGAAAUUUCACAGCAAGCCUGUACCCUCAGAUAUUGCGGUGAUCAUGUAUACGAGUGGAUCCACGGGACUUCCAAAGGGCGUGAUGAUCUCGCAUUGUAAUCUUAUCGCUGGGCUCACCGGGAUGGCUGAAAGAAUUCCAAAAUUGGGACAGCAAGACGUCUACAUCGGGUACCUCCCGCUUGCCCACGUCCUAGAAUUGAGCGCUGAACUGGUCAGCCUCUCCCACGGAUGUCGUAUUGGCUAUUCCUCACCGCAGACUUUGGCAGAUCAGUCUUCGAAAAUAAAGAAAGGAAGCCAAGGAGAUACAUCCGUGCUCAAACCCACCGUAAUGGCAGCCGUUCCGGAAAUCAUGGAUCGCAUCUACAAAAAUGUCAUGAACAAAGUAAAUGGAAUGAGCGAUUUCCAACGUAAUCUGUUUAUUUUGGCGUAUAAUUAUAAAAUGGAGCAGAUUUCCAAAGGCUACAGUACCCCCCUCUGUGACAGGUUUGUUUUUCGAAAAGUACGGAGUUUACUAGGGGGAAAUAUUCGCCUCUUACUCUGUGGCGGCGCUCCCCUUUCCGCCACAACUCAGCAGUUCAUGAAUAUCUGCUUCUGCUGCCCGGUCGGUCAGGGAUACGGACUCACCGAGUCAGCUGGGGCUGGCACAAUCACAGAAGUUUGGGACUAUACUACGGGCAGAGUGGGAGCUCCGUUGGUUUGCUGUGAAAUUAAGUUAAUGAACUGGGAAGAAGGUGGAUACCAUAAUACCGAUAAACCGUGCCCACGAGGGGAGAUUCUUAUUGGUGGCCAGAAUGUGACAAUGGGAUACUAUAAAAACGAGUCAAAAACCAAAGCUGAUUUUUUCGAAGACGAAAAUGGACAAAGAUGGCUCUAUACCGGAGAUAUUGGAGAGUUCGAUCCAGAUGGGUGUUUAAAGAUAAUUGAUCGUAAAAAGGACCUUGUAAAACUCCAGGCCGGAGAAUACGUCUCCCUUGGCAAAGUUGAGGCGGCUUUGAAGAAUCUCCCACUAAUAGAUAAUAUAUGUGCAUAUGCAAACAGUUUCCAUUCUUAUGUCAUUGGAUUUGUGGUGCCAAAUCAGAAGGAGCUGACGGAGCUAGCUCGACAAAAAGGGUUUAAAGGAACUUGGGAGGAGCUCUGCAACAGCGCUGAAAUGGAGAAGGAGGUUCUCAAAGUGCUCUCUGACGCAGCCAUUUCAGCAAGUCUGGAAAAAUUUGAAAUUCCCAUGAAAAUUCGCUUGAGCCCUGAACCGUGGACCCCUGAAACAGGUCUGGUGACAGAUGCCUUCAAACUAAAACGCAAAGAGCUAAAGACACAUUACCAGGAGGACAUUGAACGAAUGUAUGGAAGAAAAUAAUCCUUUUUUCCUCUCUCCAUCAGUUUGCUACAGUGAGCUCAGAUCAAAUAGGAAAAUACUUGAAUCGUGGGUCUCUCCCUUGAGACAAACUCCAUUCCUCAUUUUCAGCCUAAAACUGUUGUUUUUCAUCCCACCCCGUUCUUAACUGACAGGAUAAGUAAAAUGUUAAGACAGCAAACCUGUGUCUGUCUGUUCUUUUGUUUUUUCCCUCAGUUUCUUUCACUACCUGUGACUGUACUUGUCAGUCUGUGGAUUUUCCUAAAUCUUAUUGAGCAAGCAAGGAUUUUGAAAUCUGAUUUUUAAACAUAAUUUGUAAAUCCGGAGUAAUGUUCAGUUUGUAACUUUUUAAAGCGUGGAUGUAUAGAGGGGUAGCUAGGACAUAAAAUAAAUUGUUACUUUGGAGGAGCCUUUUUUUACUUACAGUAUUUAAAAACAAAAGGGUAUUGAUGUGAAAUUGUGUAAAUUUCAAAGCUCAUGUUUCAGUCACUGUUGGAUAGAAGUAGCAGAUUUGCUGUGUGUUACUGUAUGCAUUUUAGAGAAAUAGGCAUCUUCACAUAUGAUUUAUAAACCAUCACCACCUGAAUAUGUGCCUGACAGUUUCUUCUCUAAAUAUUUAAUUUUUUUACUGGAAAUGAUCAAAUGAGGUCAUGGCACUGUAUAUACUGAGGUUGCACCAUAGGUUAUGUGUAAUAAUGCAGAAGGUAUUUAGCACAGCAAAGUGAUGCCUCUUGAUAAAUAGUCUUUGAGAGCUCACUUUCAAAAUGUAUUGAGACAAUUUUAUAUAAAUAGUUUUAAAACUAAACAGGACUCUAAAUUGCUGAAUAAAGUCAAUACUGGAAAUUUCACAACUUAUGUUUGAAAGGUGAGUCUUGGGCAGGGGGAAGGAAUCAGCCUCUGUCUCAUCAUCAGCCUUUAUAUAUAUUCAGUCAGCUUUCUUAAUCUCACUACUUCUCAAUUUGGAAAACUGGCCUCUCCUAAAGGAAAUCUACGUCGUUUAAUUAUUGCCUGUUCUUUUGAAAAUUUAGGAUCUUUCUUCUGAUUUAGCUUUUUUCACCAAGUUUAUUUAUUUUCCCUGGUAAUUAUUAAUUGUUGAGCCAGAUUAUUUGGGAAAAGGAGCUUCAACUUCUAUCUUCCAGCCGGUAAAUUGUUCUCAUUUUGAGAUUUGGGGUGCUUUCUAAGAUUAGAAAGAUAUUUAUUUGGAUUUUGGGGGAUGUGUAUCCUGUGGAGUGUGGAAGAAUAAUCUGGUCCAGGUCCCAUAGGAAAUUGGAAGGCUUCUUCCCAUAACACCUUAGAAUGAAACAAGAACGUUGAACUAUAAUUGGCAGAUUUCUCUGUAAAGCUAGGAGCUAUUUUUAAUUAGGAAAGCUCUGCUGAUCUAAUACGAUAGCUAAUACAACCUUUUUGAGUUCAUAGAGCAUUACCUGGGGAACUCCAGGACAUGACGUCAAAGGUGAUAUCACUCAAAUUUGAAAUGGGCAUCAAGUCGUGCUUUUCCGUCUGAGGAAAAAUUGGCGUACUCUAAAUUAAGAGUAGUGGAUGAAUACUCCGGCAUCUCAAGCAGCCCCUAAAAGUGAAGAGAAUCACAUUUGUUCCUCUAAUUUUGGAUCGGGAAUGUUGUGGAUCGUUGAGGGGACCCAAGGAUAAGCAGUUUCCUCAUGGGUAAAGAAACUGGGUGCCUCACAAACGUAACUGAUUUGGAGAAUGAGCUCAGUCGGUGGGAUUUACCAGGUGCAUACUGUCCACAGGGCACUGAUCUAAGCUCUUGGGAGAGUAAUAGUCAUAACUGUGGUUUUUGUUAAGCGCUUACUACGUGCCAGGCACUCUACUAAGCGCUGGAUCGGAUACAAAUAAAUCGGGUUGGACACAGUCCCUGUCCACCAUGGUCCUCACUUUGUCAGUGUGUCAUAUAACGAUCCCUCUGAAGCAGUCUCUCUCUCUCUCGAUAAAAGAUGGACUGAUUGCCCAGAAGAGCUUGUCAAAUUAGAAAGCAUUUAGAGGAGGAGGAUGUUGUUGGAAGGUAGGAUAGGGACUGAAUGGAGUCAUCUGUUUCCCUACUAGGGUUGAGAGGGCUUUCAAGACCUUGAAAGCCUUGGCGGACACAGAAAUUGCAGGACCGAGUAGACUCGGGGGAAGCACGGUUGGGAAGAAAAGCCCCCUUGCCAAGCUGAAAUGAACACCUCCAUUUAACAUGCCAAAAGGUGGAAGGAAGUUUAAUGGCCACAAGAGAAGCGUACAAAAGAACUGGGGCAAAUGAUGAUGCUGAAUGAGCUUAUUGGGUUGCCGUUCAUGGCCCUGGAGUUUUAUGAUCUCUGAUGGAGAUGAAGUAAUCCUCAAAAUUCUGAUUUUGUUGGGUUUCACGUUUGAUUCUUCCAACGGGAAUAUGCCCUUGUGUGAGAUAGUUCAGGGCUUUAAAGAAAAAGAGUUUUACAAGAGAGAUACUCUGGACAAAUAGAUGCGAGCGAGUACUUCAGCACUGAGCUAGAAGUAAGAAUGGAUCUACUACAGAACAGCUAAGAAAUUAGCCUGCGGUUACGUAGUCUAGCUUUAUUCUUAACUGAAGUCUUUUGUGUUCUGGCAUGUGAUCGUUUGUUUCUGUUCCUCAGAAUAUCGAACGUUUAUUGAAAUGCGUAAGAUAAAUUGUUUUCACAGCAAAGGUUCCAGUUAAACAAGUUCCCCCUCCACAGAAAUCAUUCCCCCUCCCCUCCACACCGUACUGCACUAACCACUAGAUUCUAAAGGGAUUUGGAAACCGAGUUCGCACCUUUUCAUUAUACUUGGAAUUUUUUUGGAAAAGCUAGCGUAGUUCCAAAAUGGUAAGAGGUGAAAGGUUUAGCCUGGAAGUAAAGGAAAGAAAGGAACCGGAGCAGGUAUCUGAAUGUCUUUCCUUCAUUUUUGUGUUGUGUUUUGAAAUACAUUAAUAUUUUAAGAUGCAAGGUAAAUAGUAUGUAAUAAUAUGAAUUCCAGGAGCACUCUUAAAGAAUAAGCAAAUGUAUUUUUCUGGAAAUGGUUAGGAAAUAGAAUGAGAUGUCAGAAAAGUUCUUACAAGUUUGUGGUCGCAAAUCCACAAUGCCUGUAGGUUAUAACCCUCCAAGGAAGCAGCUGUCUUUUAGUAAAAUGUUUUGCUGAAGGAGGGCAGAACUAAGUCUUUAGCAUUAAUUUUUGUGAUAUCAGCACUGUAAGGAAUGACAGUUUUUUAAAAAGUGAAGUUCAUACUGUUUAUUAGAGCAGUCUGUAAAGCUUGUCAAUUUAUGCUGCACCUACCAGCAAGAAUAGAUUUACUUGCCAUGACUUUUUGUAUCUGCUGCCAAAAUUCACAAGCUAAUAAACAAUUUUGGUUUAGAAUUACUCUUAGACCCUGUGAUGCAACUUUUUUUUUUUAAUGUGAUGUGAGUGUUCAUUCUUUUGGACUUGUAAGAAAAUUGUAUACAUCUGUGUUUUAUAAAGGGGGGUACACUUUUAAAUGAUGUACAUAUUGGACCAUGCUGAAAAUGUAACAAUGACCAGUUGUAUAAUUGUAAUUGGUUAUUUAAUGUAAACUCGUUUUCAAUGCAUUCUUGGUUGUUGCUCUUAUCUGCCUGAAGAAGUGUAUAUCAUAGCAGAGUUACACUAUAUGUAUUAUUUAUUUGUAAUUGGACAUUAAGUUUCAAGAAUAAAGCACUGUAAAAUUGAGUUUCACAAA
Molecule: messenger RNA, 5998 nt
Organism: Ornithorhynchus anatinus (platypus)
Lineage: Eukaryota; Metazoa; Chordata; Mammalia; Monotremata; Ornithorhynchidae
Gene: ACSL3
Product: acyl-CoA synthetase long chain family member 3
Exons: 15
Coding region: 151-2319 (722 amino acids)
Biological process (GO): long-chain fatty acid metabolic process; neuron differentiation; long-chain fatty-acyl-CoA metabolic process
Cellular component (GO): endoplasmic reticulum; plasma membrane; lipid droplet
Molecular function (GO): long-chain fatty acid-CoA ligase activity
Source: RefSeq, a predicted model, not a curated record